This is a messenger RNA of Morone saxatilis (striped sea-bass), 2999 nucleotides long. It is a transcript of the gene gm2a, whose product is annotated as GM2 ganglioside activator. The record is from RefSeq and is a predicted model, not a curated record. Gene Ontology annotation, molecular function: lipid carrier activity; enzyme activator activity. The coding region runs from base 154 to 747 and encodes 197 amino acids. Gene Ontology annotation, biological process: lipid transport; ganglioside catabolic process. Gene Ontology annotation, cellular component: cytoplasmic side of plasma membrane. The transcript has 4 exons. NCBI's taxonomy places the organism in Eukaryota, Metazoa, Chordata, Actinopteri, Moronidae.
CGAGUGUGUGCGGAAAUAAACAGGGAAGUAAGACAGAAAGACGGCUGUGUCUUCAGUGUGUCCUCGGUCGGGGUUCGUUACCGGUCAGUUUAACGGCAGCGGACAGUUUCCACUCCCCGGUUUGUGUCGGUGUUUCCGCUCAGAGACAACAGGAUGGAGAAAAGGUCCGUUUGGACGCUGGCUCUGACUGUGGUUGCGGGUCUGACUCAGGUGAACUGCACGUCGUCCGGACUGAACAGGGUCUCUAAGGCUCAGAUUCUGGGCUUCGACUGGAAGAACUGCGGACAGCCCGAUGCUCCGGCUGUACUGAAGACUCUGACUCUGUCUCCGGAUCCGAUCUCCAUCCCAGGAGAGCUGACGGCCGCCGCCUCUGGAUCUACGUCUGUGGAGCUGAACGCCCCGCUGGCCUUGAACGUGACCCUGGAGAAGGAGGUGGCAGGAUUCUGGGUGAAGAUCCCCUGUUUGGAGGAGUUGGGCAGUUGUCACUAUUCAGACGCUUGUGAUGUCCUGAACCAGCUGAUCCCUCCGGGUCAGGACUGUCCUGAACCGCUGCACACCUACGGACUGCCCUGCCACUGCCCCUUCAAAGCUGGCUCGUACUCUCUGCCUCAGUCGGACUUCUACCUGCCCAACAUGGAUCUGCCCUACUGGCUGACUAACGGGAACUACCGUGUGCAGGGCGUCCUGGGCAGCCAGGGUAAAGAGCUGGGCUGCCUCAAAAUCGCUCUCUCCCUUCACUCCGACUGAACCAACACCUAAAAACAGUCAGGAGGUUUCAGGUUUUUGUUUAUUUGCACAUAAAAAUUAAAAUUGGGAAACGAAAGCAGAAGUUGCACAAUGUUCUGACACUGAUAAACCUUGCGGGGGUCAAGAACAGUGGGGAAAAAUUAGAAAACAGAUUUCACAUUUUAUACAUUAGCUUAUAGAUGUUUCUAAUGUAGCCGUCUUUUAAGUCCUACAUUUUACCUGCGUACUACAUUUCUGAAGUCAUUUCAGUUGGAGAACGUUUUUUUGGGGAAACAAGAGCUCGCUUUAGUCUGUACACAGAAAAUCAUAGCUACUGUGUCUGACAGUGAAGCUUUUUUCCAGCGUCGAGGCCUUCGGGCAGCAUUUAUUUCAUUCUUUAUGUACAGUAACUGCUUUACUUUAGUUGCUGCUGCCAGCCACGGUGCCAUUUAUUAAGCAAACACGAAAUAAUGAGUGCCAAAGACGCGACUUUUUUGAAUCUGUGGUGAUUUCUGACUAUCAGAUCAGAAUUUCCCCUCAGUUUAAUUCUGCAGAAAAAGCAGAAGAUAAUUUGAAACGCCUGGAAAAUAAUGUAAGGAAAAUGUUGCUUCAUAUUUCUGAGAAAAAGUAGCCCAAACAUUUGGCUGUAAUCUGCGUGGUCCUUAACCUCUUUGUAUGUCCACUUUGUUUUGUGCAGCUUAGUUUAAGUUGUUUGUAGAUAUAAUUUUAGGUAUCUGUGGGAAAAAUCUGAACAAAUCUACCAGGAGCAGAAGCCCAAAGGGAUUUCAUCCUUUCACCAGCAGCAUGUCGCUCCUUUAUUAGCCAAGGAAACAGUUUCUCUCUGGUGUGUGUGUGUGUGUCGACGGUGAAUGCUGCUGUGUUUGUCUGCGUCUGCCCUGGUGAUGUCUUUCGCACUCUGAGAAACAGGAAGACGACCUGAGAGUCGCUCUCUCAGUUCCCGAUUCACACAAGCAACAUUUAAGACCUUUCUCAUAGAAACGGUCAGUUCAUGGUCUUCAGUGUCCGCACAAACGGAGGCACGGCGAGACAAAAGGAACUAAACACUGGCAGCUAUUCAGAGUUGCAACACAAAUUCAAAUUGAGCAAAUUUCAAAAUAUUAAAUGUUAUUAAAAACUUUUCACUUGGAGAGUUUCUGUGUUUAUUCACUGAUAAUAGAAGGUGAAACAUCGAUCCUUUUUUCAGGCCUCAUGAAUAGAUCAACAUGUAAUUGAAUAUAAACACUCGAAAGCAGCGUUUUCACCCAAUGUACGCCAGUACAGAACUUUUAGUCCCAGGAACUACCUUCUUAAGGAACUAAAAGCUUCUUUCUAUUGUUGUCUGCACUUCCUCCGCAGUCUAAAGACCAGUGAAGAUGAGGCGAAUUAGUCUGCUGACGCACAAAGAAACAUCACGUUAGUUUCACACACAACUAAACAACGCCGUCUUUCCAGCGGUCGUAUGCUUUCUUCUGUAACUAGGUUGAUGUAUUGAAGUGCAACAAACAAAAAGCUGAAAUAAAAUGCUGAGAGUGCUCGACCAAUCAGAAACCCCUCCCAGAAUAUAAAUGUAUAAUUCCUCCCGUCACACCGACCUCAAUAUGUCGCGCUGCUGAAUCUCAUUCAGGUUUUUUCUCUUGCACAGUAUUUCACAUUAUCGGGGAAACUUUGCUAAUAAACCUUAAAACGCUCGGUACGAUCUGAUGUCAGACUGGUCAAAGAGUUUGAAUUAAAGGGUUUGUUUGAUCAUUUUGCUGCACACUGUUUUACCAUUUAAUCCAAUGGAAACAUAUAUUUGGUGGGGUUUUUUUAGAUGAGAUGCUCUUUUUUUAAAUGUUUUUUACAGUAAUAAUUCCCUUCUUACGCUCUGCUUUUACAACUGUGUGUGAUGUUUUUAAAGUGCUUUCAGUUCUUUCAAUCAUUGGUUUCUUAUUUGAUGUUAUGAAAAAGGGUUUUUGAAGCUCUGCUGGGAAUUAAACAGCGCUCGUCUCAAAAUAUUCUUUCAUAUUUUAUCCUUUGUUAUCUUUGUUUAUUAUUUUUACUCUUUAUUUUUACUAAGUGCCUGAUUAGAUCUUCAUCUACAAACAGCAAUAAUGAAAAUCAGUCAUAAAGCAGAGAGAUAACUGGUUACGGUUGAUGAGUUAAUUAUGAUUUUAAUUUAAUUUUAACAUUUCCUACAGUGUUGAUAAUGAUGACAAAUGAUGGAAUCUGAGUCAUGCUUGUGGUUAUUUCUACACACUGUACAGUUUUUAAUAAAUAUUAUCCCAUAAAUUCUG